Molecule: messenger RNA, 705 nt
Organism: Schistocerca serialis cubense
Lineage: Eukaryota; Metazoa; Arthropoda; Insecta; Orthoptera; Acrididae
Product: solute carrier family 22 member 13-like
Exons: 4
Coding region: 1-705 (234 amino acids)
Biological process (GO): transmembrane transport
Cellular component (GO): membrane
Molecular function (GO): transmembrane transporter activity
Source: RefSeq, a predicted model, not a curated record
AUGGAGAGUGGUUCUGGUGCUCGCAGGUGGUUCCCGGAGUCUCCUCGGUGGUUGGCGUGCAGAGGUCGCGAGGAGGACGCCCUGAGGCUGCAGAGGCGCAUCGCCACCACCAACGGCGGGCGGCUGCCUCCGUUCGCUCCGCGGGUGAUGCGGACCGUGGCCAAGGCCCAGAGGGACAGGAAGGGCUUCCUCAGCCUCUUCUCCAGCUGGAACGUCUUCAAGAAUACGGUGCUGCUCAUCGCUGUAAGGUCUGCGCACGUACUGACGCAGUUCUCACUGUUGUUGCUGGCUGGUGGCGUGGGCGUGAAACCCUUCCUGACGCUGGUGGCGCAGGGCGCGGUCCAGCUGCCCUCUGUCUACGCCGUACACAUCUGCGCGGCGCGCUUUGGCCGCCGCUGGACCGGUGUGGGCUGUGCUCUGCUGGCAGGGGUCACCUGCGCGGCCGCCUUCUGCAUGCUGAGGGCUGGCAUCAUCGGACUGCCUAUCACGGUGAUGGCUGUGAUAACGCAGAUCUUCACGACGGGCACAAUCGCCAUGGCCAACUUGCAGAGUGUGGAGGUGCACCCCAAAUGUCUGCGGCAGAUCGCGGCCUGUGUCGAGUGGACCGCAGCUGCCAUCAUCAUGUCUGCUCUGCCAUACGUGGCCCUCAUGCCUUCACUCUCUACACUUCAAGAAAGUAUAUCGAACGAGGUGGCGCAGUUGUGA